GUUAUCGAUUACUUACGCCUACAUUGAGCGACAAUGGCUGACGGCAAGGAUGAAACACUAGCAGGUUCAAAAACAGAGGUAUUUUACAACUAUCGGGAAAGGAUUACUUGUUCACCCGAGGAAGAGGCGCAAUUAGAGAGACAGCAUUUCUGGAAUGUCAUGAACGCGUUUAAAUACUACAGAAUUCAUGUUCACGAACGAGUGAAUCGAGCCGAGCGGCAGUUCCGAUGUCUUCCAGAUCACCACCAGCAACUUUUGACAAACUUCUUGCCCAAUCUGAGCAAGAUCCGCUACUGUAUUGACCGAAACCAGGAGGUGAUGCAGGCCAUAGUGAACAACUGCCUAGAUAUGUUUGAGAACAUGGAAUAUGGACAGGAUAGUGACCCAAGGAAAGUACGGCCUUCUUCAACUUUUGACAUGGACAAGCUGAAGUCAACCAUAAAGCAGUUUGUCCGUGACUGGAGUGCAGCAGGAAAGGCUGAAAGGGACAGCUGCUACAAACCUAUUAUAGAGGAGAUUCAGAGACUAUUUCCUCCAGACCAGUGUGAUGUGUCCCAGGUAAGAGUGCUAGUGCCCGGGUCUGGUCUAGGUCGACUUGCAUGGGAAAUUGCUCAUCUGGGCUAUUCGUGCCAAGGAAACGAGUGGAGUUUCUUCAUGCUCUUCUCCUCUAAUUUUGUUCUGAAUAGGUGUGAUGAGGAGAAUGCUUUGACUCUGUAUCCCUGGAUUCACCAGUUCAGUAAUAACAAAAUGUCCUCAGACCAAACAAGACCUGUGUCCUUUCCUGAUGUCAAUCCACAGAGUCUUCCAGCAGACUCUGACUUCUCUAUGGUCGCUGGAGACUUCCAGGAAGUAUACAGUGACCCUGAAAUGUGGGACUGUGUUGCUACUUGCUUCUUCAUUGACACUGCCCACAAUGUUCUUGAUUACAUUGAAACCAUCUGGAAUAUUCUAAAACCUGGUGGUGUCUGGAUAAAUUUGGGUCCACUACUUUACCACUAUGAGAAUAUGGCUAAUGAAUUGUCCAUUGAGCUGAGCUAUGAGGACAUAAAGGCUGUCAUUUUAAAAUAUGGAUUUGUCCUAGAGUUGGAGAGAGAGUCUGUGGCCAGCACAUACACGGAGAACGAUCGCUCCAUGCUCAAAUACCUUUACGACUGUGUCUUUUUUAUUGUACGGAAACCCGCAGAACAGUUGAUGAAUGGAGAUGAGACACCUAAAGAUGGCAAGAUUGAGGAUUCUUUACAGACUCGAAACUCAACAUGAUGUUUACAAGGCUGAACUUCUGGCUGAAUUCACAGA
Molecule: messenger RNA, 1296 nt
Organism: Pimephales promelas (fathead minnow)
Lineage: Eukaryota; Metazoa; Chordata; Actinopteri; Cypriniformes; Leuciscidae
Gene: carnmt1
Product: carnosine N-methyltransferase 1
Biological process (GO): carnosine metabolic process
Cellular component (GO): nucleus; cytosol
Molecular function (GO): carnosine N-methyltransferase activity
Source: RefSeq, a predicted model, not a curated record